Onthophagus taurus is the source of this 2002-nucleotide messenger RNA. Lineage: Eukaryota; Metazoa; Arthropoda; Insecta; Coleoptera; Scarabaeidae. The record is from RefSeq and is a predicted model, not a curated record.
UUUUUUUUAAAAUGAUGAUGAUGGACAUGUACGGACACGGUGGUCAUACUAAUUAUCCAUCGAGUGAUAACACGUUUUAUUAUACGAAUGAAACAUCGCCAACCUCAGUUCAUAACCAAUUAAAUCAGUACUCUGGUUAUCAUUACGAAGAAACUCCAUAUGUAUUUUCGUCAACAACAACGGAAAAUGUUGAGACUCCACCUUCGCCCCAAGAUAUUUAUAAUUACCAACAAACAACAACUUCUCAUCAAGUUCCAGAAACGAAUCCGAUCAUUAAUAACACCGAAACCGGAUUGAGUUACACCAAUUUAGAUUAUAACACUUACCAACAAAUUCAACACCAUCAAAAUAAUGUUUAUAACGAUGGUUAUCAUCAACCGAUGAAGACAUCCCAGCACCUUCAUCAGGAAGUGCAAAAUGUUCAUCACCAUCAAGGUGGUGGUUAUUUGGAAAAUAAAUACGUUCCAAGUCAUCAUCAGCAUCAUCAGAUUGAUGGUGAUGGUUUUCAUUUAUUGACUGCUUCUUCUUCGUGCAUGGAAUACCAACAUCAUCAUCGGUAUAAAGAGGAGGGAGGUGUAGUUCAAGAUCAUGACAGGAUUCGACAACAUCAGCAACAUAUUGCGCAUAAUAUGAAUAACAUACAACAGACUCAACCCGUUAUCCCAACUUAUAAAUGGAUGCAAGUUAAAAGAAAUGUACCAAAACCAAGCACUCCGAAAAUGCCACAGCAAAUUCCCGAUUAUCCAGCAUCCGUCGUCGGUUUAGACACAACAAAUCCGGCAAAUCGGGGUUCUUGUAUUGGCCCAAAUCCGAAUUUGAACGCGGGAAUGUUAGGAUUGAGCUGUUUGAACACGGGUAGAACGAAUUUUACCAACAAGCAACUCACCGAAUUGGAGAAAGAGUUCCAUUUUAAUAAGUAUUUAACGAGAGCUCGUAGAAUUGAAAUCGCGUCUGCUUUACAAUUGAACGAGACCCAAGUGAAGAUUUGGUUUCAAAAUCGUAGGAUGAAACAGAAGAAACGGAUGAAGGAGGGAUUGAUUCCAGUUGAAACAUCGACCGGAAGUGGAAGUUCUAACGGCGGGGGAAAUUCCGGGGGUGGUGGUGAAAAUUUACCGGGGAGUAGUGAAAAUAGUCGGGAAAGUAAUUGAGGUUAAAAAAUUUUUUUUGAUUCGAUUAAAAUUAAAUAAAAAGUUAAACGCCAAAGACUAUUUAUAAUAGUUGUUUUAUAUAAAUUAACUCUUUAAUGUUUUUUCUUUUUGAAAAUGUGAUUUAUCACACCGUUCAGCAUAAAAAAUCUGGAUAUAUGAAGAUAAAUUUCGACGUUAAAGAGUUAAUUAUUGAUUAGGAGGAAAGCAAAAAAUUAUAGGAGAUUUUUUUUUAAUUAUUUAGAAAUGUAGUUAGAUUUAGGUCCGAUUUUCUGCGUUUCAAAUUUUACCAGAUAAUAACAAAUUUUUUUGAUUAUAUUACAUAUUAUUUAACUGAAAUUUAUCAUUCGUUUUCUAUUAUCAGAUCAGGAAUUGCUUCCACAAUACUAAAUUAGCGCAAAUUAUAUCAAAAUCUGAUUUUAUAACGAAGUUUUUGGUUCAAAAUCAAAUACAUUUGCAUUAUUUAAAAAUCGGGUCUUUUAAAUAUAUUUAUUUCUUAUAUACUCAUUUUCAAAAUCUUCUUCCAUUAAAAAGUAUUUUUUUAAUAAUUUUAAUUUAAUUUUUUUUUAAAUAAAACCACUUAAAUAGAAGGAAUUAUGUUAUAUAAAGCUGUUGUUACAUAUAUAAUAACAUUUUAAUGUUAAAUUACAAUUUUUUUCGACUUAUUUUUAUUUGACUUCGUUUUUCUUACUUAUUUCUAGUUCCGAAUGUAAUGAUUAGAUUAAAUAAGCUUUAAUUUUGUAAAAUAUGUACAUAAGUGUGUCUGUUAGCUUGCUCAGGGAGGUAUGUAAGCGAUAUGUGUUAACCAAAUAUAACAAGAAAUGACCUUAAAAAAAUUAAUAAAUUAUUGUAUUGUA